Messenger RNA from Eleginops maclovinus (Patagonian blennie), 2852 nucleotides. It is a transcript of the gene anxa13l, whose product is annotated as annexin A13, like. NCBI's taxonomy places the organism in Eukaryota, Metazoa, Chordata, Actinopteri, Perciformes, Eleginopidae. The transcript is spliced from 11 exons. The coding region runs from base 173 to 1123 and encodes 316 amino acids. Gene Ontology annotation, molecular function: calcium-dependent phospholipid binding; calcium ion binding. Gene Ontology annotation, cellular component: cytoplasm. The record is from RefSeq and is a predicted model, not a curated record.
AUUAACAAGCGGCAGUGACGUCACCCCUGCAGCACCGGACAGGGCUGAGUCCUUCCAGGAACAAACCGACCCGACUGACACGCACAUCACUUCAACUGCAGAGCAGCGCAACAUUACAGCUUUCCAGAGUCAUUUAUCUCUGUAACUUUUGACAGCGCGAUCUGGAGUAAAAAUGGGAAACGUGCAGCCCACCAUUGUCCCAUAUGAGGAGUUUGAUGUCACUGCUGAUAUCAAGGCUAUCAGAAAAGCAUGUAAAGGUCUAGGGACAGAUGAAGAAGUCAUUGUUCAGGUCCUGGCCAAUCGCUCUGCAGCUCAGCGUGUGGAGAUCAAGAAGGCCUACUUUGAGAAGUAUGAUGACGAGUUGGAGGAAGUCUUACAGAAGGAGCUGACAGGUAGUUUUGAGAAAGCCACCAUAGCCAUGUUGGAGCCUCCUAAUGUAUACUUCGCCAAGGAGCUGAGGAAGGCCAUGAAGGGGGCGGGAACAGAUGAAGACGUGCUCGUAGAGAUCCUAUGCACGGCCACCAAUGAGGACAUCAGGAGCUACAAGGAGACUUACGCCCAUGUGCAUGAGCGUGAACUAGAUGCAGACAUUGAAGAUGACACCAGUGGAGACGUGAGGAACCUGCUGACGUCACUGCUUCAGGCGAGUAGAGACGAGGGCUACGAGGUGGAUGAGGAUUUAGCCGAACAGGAUGCCACAUCUUUGGUGGAGGCAGGAGAAGGUAGAUUUGGCACAGAUGAGUCCACCUUCACCUUCAUCCUGACACACAGGAACUACAUGCAGCUUCAGGCCACCUUUAAGAUCUAUGAGUCGCUUUCAGGGACAGACAUUUUGGACACCAUUAACUCUGAAGCAACAGGAACUCUCAAAGACUGCUACAUUACCCUAGUCAGGUGUGCUAAGAACCCGCAACUGUAUUUUGCCCGACGUCUUAACGCCGCCAUGAAGGGGAUGGGCACUGAUGAGGACACGCUCAUUCGCAUCAUUGUAGGCCGCCCACAGAUCGACCUGGAGACAGUGAAGGACAUGUACCUGGAGAAAUACGACGUAACCCUGAAAGACGCUCUGGAUUCAGAGUGCGGUGGAGACUUUAAACGCCUCCUGAUUGAAAUCCUGCACUAAAACGUCUUCUCUUCUUCUUACAGGCCUGAAACAAAAUAUGUAAUAACUAAACAAAAUCUAAUUCAUGUUCACUUUACUGUGCAGAAAUGAAUUAUCUGCUGCAAUCUGAACACAAUAUAUAAAAACUAAUUAUACAAAUAUUUAAAUAUGUUAAAGAAUUUGCAGUGGUUAAAGCAACAUGUGGAAAUUGCAUUUUUUUAAAUGAAAAUGUAAUUAUUAAUUAAAAAUGAUUAUGUAAUAACCAACCAAAAUGGAUGUCUUCAUUCAUAUAACAUUUUACAAAAUCAUAACAACAAUGUCCAUUUUAUGCAUUGAACUGGAAUCAAAGCAAUGGUCCUUGAGACAUGUGCCCCGACGAAUACAGUCAUUUUGGUCUGUUAUUACAUUAGCCACUUAUUAUUACAUGUUCUUUAAAACAAAAUAAACUCCUGCUUUUUGUAGUAACCAGUUCAAUAUUUAUUAAGUUAUUACACAAUGUGUGGAAACGUCUAACAUACAAGCUCUUUAUUAAAAUCUGCAGCAGAUUAUUUAAAAAAUAUGGAUGUUACUACCCAAUCAAUAUAACAUGUGUUACCUUUUGUGGAGUUAUUACAUAAUGUGUUGUUACAAUGCCUUAUUUAACCAAUGUGAGCAAACGUCUCCCCGCUCAUUCUUCUCCCUCCUCUUUAACUCAUUUACUUUGUGGACCUCUUUCUGAAAGUCAGUUCUCAUAGCAGCAUGGACCAAAAAACCCAUUUCACAAUAUUUUACACAUGGUAAAGUUACAUUCAUAGCCUUUAAAGAACAUUAGAAUCUUACUGUCAAGGUGCAUUUCUGACAAUAUUACGACAGUGUUGUGGAAUUUGUUAAUGUAUUUAUCUAAAUAAAUAGUAAGUCACACUCUAUAGCUUUAAAUAAACGUUUCACAUUUAAGUUGCAGGUCAGCAUUUCAAACAUGUGUUGUCAACAUACACUAUGUGUUCUCUUAUAUGUUUUACCUUAAUUUCUUAUACUGGUAAUAACUCUUUGCCUCAAAGAUGCCUUUCAUAAGACGAUAGCAAUGCAAUUUCAUUUUUGCUGCAACACUUAAGUGCCGAAUUUGAAAAGGUUUAGGAUUUAAUAUACAUAAAUGUGAUGCCCUGAAAUCAUAAGCCUCGACUCUUCAAGUAUGCAGUAUUGGGCUUUUGUAGCUGAGUCCCUGGUUGUUGUGUGGGAUUUUUAACAGUUUGUAGUCUUAUUUUUAAGUCAAAGCUAAAAUGCUGCCUCUCACAUUCACACAUUUUAUAGGAUAGUUUCCUGUUUUCUUUUAGUAUGUUUACAUUUACUACAGUUAUACUCCUACAUAAAACAUGUGUACAGCUUGACUUAAUGUGCUUCAAAGAGUGAUCGAUGCUGUUAAAAAUAUUCACACAUAGGCUCUAACCUCAUAGUACACUCGCUUAUAAUGGACCGCCUACAUGUGUGGAAUUGUAUGUCAACACAUUAUAUUCAAAACCAACUAUACUAUAGUACAACAAAUGAAUAUCAUAAAUUGUUGUAUUGCCAUAAAGUAAAUGAAGACACUAACUUAUAUGAAAGAGGUUGUUAUUAACCGGUUGUAAUGGCGUUAAUAUGCAGUGAUAAUAAAAUGUUAAACUUCAUCCAAAAUGUGUUAUUCGCUUCAUAUCCUAUAGAGGGCAGUAUUAUACCAUAAUAUGGCGCAUUUCAGGAAGAAAUGACAUGCAGGUUAAUAAAAUCAUAUCGGAAUCAA